Molecule: messenger RNA, 4929 nt
Organism: Centruroides sculpturatus (bark scorpion)
Lineage: Eukaryota; Metazoa; Arthropoda; Arachnida; Scorpiones; Buthidae
Product: zinc finger protein 729-like
Exons: 13
Coding region: 550-4905 (1451 amino acids)
Biological process (GO): regulation of transcription by RNA polymerase II
Molecular function (GO): RNA polymerase II cis-regulatory region sequence-specific DNA binding; DNA-binding transcription factor activity
Source: RefSeq, a predicted model, not a curated record
ACUAGAAGUAGAAAAAAUUUAAUAUGAUCACAGAUGGCGCUACCAAAAAUUUCUAAUGUUACCGAGAAAAGUUUCCUAUAUUUGUCGGAGGUAUUGAAAUUUCAGGCACACAGGCAACAAGUUUUACGUAACAGACUCCACGGAACUGUGUGAGGUGAACUUAUUUUAAAGCGCAGAACUCCAAUUAGAACCGUCGAAACAAGAUUUCUACUCUACCAACACGUGUCGGAAGUUGGACUGUUUAGCGCAGCUUUCCCUAAAAGCGGCCCCCUAUUGAUGACUAGUAAAUGUUAGGGGGCGAAAAAAAAAGGAAUUAGGUGACAGGGGGCACUGGAAGCAGAGUAUUGGACGAUGACGUAUAGAAAGGUGCGUAUUAAGAACCAUGGUAUUAACCAUACAACACGUGAUUUUAUAGCUGCAAAGUAUCACAUGUGCUGGUGACGUGUCAUCACUGAAGUCUCUUCCGUUAACCUUGAGGGUGCACCUUUUGUUUACCGCUACAACGGGAACAGUAAUUGUUGACUCACGAGAAUAUCGUAAAUCGAGAAAAUGAAGAUAAAACAAGAGUUAGAAACAAAACAUUCGGACUGUACAACUGAACGAAUCGAAAAGAAAUUUGAAGUUGAUUUAAAGAAUUUCAAGAAAGAAUUUUAUACGGAUGUGAAGUGUUAUAAAACAAUUAAAUCAGAACCUUUAGAGAUAAAUAUUAAAGGAAAGUCAAUUUUCACACACAAUAUAAACGGAUCCACUAUUUGGAGUCAUUCUGGUUAUAAAGUCGAAAGAGAUAUUAAGAAAGAAGAAGUAGAAGAGAAUUAUGAUGUAAAACAUGGUAUAAAAUCAGAAUGUAAAGUUGAUUUGAAAAAAUUGAAGAUUAAAGUAAAGACUGAAGAUUGUAAAGAAGUUGUUCAGUUUCCAGAUGAUAAUGAACAAGUAAUGCCUGUCAACAAUGAAUUAUUCACUCUGGAAGAAAACUUUAACAGGAGUGAAAUGAGCAUCCAAAUUAAGGAGGAAGAGCAAAUUGAGGAACACGAUAUUCAGCAAUAUUCAGAAAAACAAAAACAUUUCAUAUAUAAUAUCAAAACAAGGAAAUACGUUUUUUCUAGUAGAAAAUUCAAUAAAAUUCAUGAAAAGAUUAAAAGAAAAUACUUUAAAAUUAUGUUUGCAUCUCAUUCUAAAAAAGAAUUUACGUGUGAUUUAUGUAAACAGACUUUUAAAAAUAACAGAAUAUUACAAACUCAUCUGUUCUGUCAUAUUAGAAAAAAACCAUUUGGCUGCACAACCUGCAACAAGAAGUUUUUGUGGCAAUUUCUUUUGCAAAAACACGUGAAAGAACACAAAACUGAAAAUGAAAACGAAAUCUCUCUUAGGAAUUUACGUUUGCAGCCAUCUGGGAAUCGAGUGAAUUCAUAUCCAAGAAAUGAUAAAGUUCAUGCCUGCAAGAUAUGUGGAAAAGAAUUUAAGUGGAAGCAUUCGUUGUUACGUCAUCAAGCAACGCAUAGUGAAGACCGUCCUUUCAAAUGUAAUAUUUGCAGUAAGGGUUUUAAAUCGACAGACAAUUUAAAAACACAUUACAAAACUUGUACUGAUGACUGUAACUAUUGUUGUGAAGUGUGUAACAAACGUUUUAAAACAAAAAAUAAUUUAACAAAUCAUAAAAUAAUUCAUAAUGGUAAAUUUAACCAUAUUUGUAAUAUAUGUAACAAAAGUUUUAAACACAGUUCUAGUUUAAAACGGCAUAUUAAUAUACACAACGAUGAAUACAAACAUUUUUGUGACAUGUGUAAGAAAUACUUUAAGACAAAACACUAUUUGCGACUGCAUAAACUUAGUUAUUGUGAAAAAUCUAAUAUCCAGCGGGAAAAUGUGUAUUGCGACAUUUGUGGUAAGCGCGUUCCAUAUGGUAAGGGCCGUUUAGAAAUCCACAAGAGAACACACAAAGUAUAUGCCUGCAAGAUAUGUGGUAAAGAAUUUACGAGGAACUGUAUAUUGUUGCAACAUGAACAAACACAUAGUGAAGACCGUCCUUUCAAAUGCGAUAUUUGCAAUAAGAGUUUCAAACGGAAAGAAAGUUUAAAAAUGCAUUAUGUAAUUCACAGUGAUGAACGUAACUAUGUUUGUCAGGUAUGUAACAAACGUUUUAAAACAAAAUUAUAUUUAAAACGUCAUAAAGUAGUUCAUAAUAAUCAAUUUAACCAUACUUGUCACAUAUGUAACAAAAGUUUUAAAAGCAGUAUUCAUUUAAAUCUUCAUAUUCGUAUACACAGCAACGAAUACAAAUAUUCUUGUGAUAUAUGUAACAAAUAUUUUAAAACAAAACAGUGUUUGAAAAUUCAUAAAGUAGUUCAUAAUAAUUUAUUUAACUAUACUUGUAAGGUAUGUAAUAAAAGUUUUAAACGCAGUGAUACUUUAAAACGGCAUAUUCGUAAAUUGAAGUAUAAAUGUAAAUAUUCUUGUCAUAUGUGUAACAAAUAUUUCAAGACAAAACAUUUAUUAGAACAGCAUAAAAAUUUUCAUAGCGAUAAAAGAAAGUAUGUUUGUGACAUAUGUAAAAAAGAUUAUAACAAUACAACUGCGUUAGCCAAACAUCGUCUUACUGAACAUGAAAAUAUGUAUUUAUGCUAUAUUUGUAAGAAGCCAUUCAAGACAAAAUUUCUGCUAAAAGAACAUUCGAAAAUUCACAUUGAAAAGUGUAAUAUUUGUAAUAAGGAAUUUAAAUGUAAAACCAUUUUAAUUAAUCACCAGAAAAUUCAUAAAAUGAAAAUAAAAGAAAAGUUAGAAACGAAAUAUUCGGACUUUACAAUUAAACGAAAAGAAGAAAAAUUUAAAGUUGAUAUUAAAAAUUUCAAGAGAGAAUUUAAUACAGAUGAGAAGUGUUAUAAAACAAUUAAAUCGGAACCUUUAGAGAUAAAUAUUAAAGGAAAAUUAAUUUCCACAAACAACACAAACGGAUCCACUAUUUGGAGUCCUUUUGGAUAUAAAAGCGAAAGAAAUAUCAAGAAUGAAAUAAAAGAGAAUUAUGAUGUAAAACAUGAUAUAAAAUCAGAAUGUAAAGUUGAUUUAAAAAAACUGAAGAUUGAAGUAAAGACUGAAGAUUAUAAAGAAGUUGUUCAUCAUUCAGAUGAUAAUGAACAGGUAAUGCCUGUCAAGAAUGAAUUGUUCACUCUAGACGAAAACUUUAACAGGAGUGAAAUGAACAUCCAAAUUGAGGAGAAAGAGCAAAUUCGAGAAUACGAUAUUCAGCACAAUUCAGAAAAAGAAAAACAUUUAAAAUAUUAUAUCAAAAUAAAGAAAUACGUUCCUUCGAGUAGAAAAUACAAUAAAAUUUAUGAAAAGAUUAAAAGGAAAUAUUUCAAAAUUAUGUUUUCAUUGCAUUCUAAGCAAGAAUUUACGUGUGAUUUAUGUAAACAGACUUUUAAAAAUAAAAGCAUAUUACAAACACAUCUAUUCUGUCACAUUAGAAAAAAACCAUUUCGCUGCACAACCUGCAAUAAAAAGUUUUUGUGGCAAUAUCUUUUGCGAAGACACGUGAAAGAACACAAAACUGGAAAUCAAAAAGAAAUUUCGGAUAAAAACUUACGUUUGCAGCUAGCUAACGAUCGAAAGAAGCCAUCUGCAACAAAUGAUAAAAAAUCUAAUAUCAAGCGGAAAAACGUGUAUUGCGACAUUUGUGGUAAGCGCGUUCGAUAUGGUAAGGGCCGUUUAGAAAUACACAAGAGAAUACACAAAGUUCAUGCCUGCGAGAUAUGUGGAAGAGAAUUUAAGUGGAAAUGUAUGUUGUUAAAUCAUGGUGCACGGCAUAGUAAAGAGCGACCUUUUAAAUGCCAUAUUUGUAAUAAGGGUUUUAAAUGGAGAGACGUAUUAAGAGUACAUCUAACAACUCAUAGCGAACAACGUUCUUUCAAAUGUGGUAUUUGUAAUAAAGGUUUUAAAUGUAAAGAGCAUCUACGAAGACAUCAAGAGACUCAUAAUGAUGAACGUAACUAUUGUUGUCAGGUAUGUAACAAAAAUUUCAAAACAAAACAGUAUUUGAAAUUUCAUAAAAUAGUUCAUAGUGACGAACUUAACUAUACUUGUCACAUAUGUAACAAAAGUUUUAAACGCAAUGCUAGUUUAAAACAGCAUAUUAAUAUACACAGCGAUGAAUACAAAUAUUCCUGUGAUAUAUGUAAAAAAUAUUUCAAAACGGCAUAUAAUUUGCGACAGCAUAAACGUAUUCAUAGUAAAAAAUCUAAUAUCCAGCGGAAAAACGUGUAUUGCGACAUUUGUGGUAAGCGUGUUCGAUAUGGUGAAAGCCAUUUAGAAAGACACAAGAGAACACACAAAGAUUAUGCCUGCGAGAUAUGCGGAAGAGAAUUUAAGAGGAAGGAUAUAUUGUUGCAACAUGAACAAACACAUAGUGAAGACUGUCCGUUUAAAUGCGAUAUUUGUAAUAAGGGUUUUAAAUGGAAAGAUUCAUUAAAAGUACAUAAAAAAACUCAUAGUGAAGAACGUCCUUUCAAAUGCGAUAUUUGUAAUAAGGGUUUUAAAUGGAAAGAUUCAUUAAGAGUACAUAAAAAAAGUCAUAGUGAAGAACGUCCUUUCAAAUGCGAUAUUUGUAAUAAGGGUUUUAAAAGAAGACAGCAUUUGGCAUAUCAUAAAGUAGUUCAUAAUGAUAAAUUCAACUAUACUUGUAAUAUAUGUAACAAAAGUUUUAAACGAAGUAGUGAUUUAAAACAGCAUAUUAAUAUACACACCGAUGAAUACAAAUAUUCUUGUAAUAUAUGUAACAAAGAUUUUAAAACAAAAAACACUUUGAGAAGACAUGAAAUAGUUCACAGUGAUAGAAAAAAGUAUAUUUGUGACAUAUGUAAAAAAGGUUAUAACGAUAGAACUGCUUUUAACAAACAUUGUCUUACUAAACACUAAAAUAUCUAUGUAUGCAAUAUGUAU